CUUUCUUCCCUCCUAAGACAAAAGGGGUAAUAAUACCCUUUUUCCUGCUGAAUGUAGAGCAAUUGCAACUUCACCAGUAGCUAGCUUGUAACUUCCAUGGAGAGCCGGCAGGUGGCACUGUAAGACAUGGAAAUAAGAGUGGCCUCCGCCCUUGCCCCCAAAGCCUGUCAGCCAUUUUGUUAACUAGUUUUGCCCCAUCCAACCUUUGGCUUUUAUGGUUAAUCAGGAAUUUAUUAAGUGUGGGGGUUUCUCUAAUCUCUCAGGGCUAAGACACCUCAAAUUUUCUUACACCACUAUGUCAGUAGUGUUGGAAGGCAGUGUAGUUUUGUGAAAACAACACUAGACUAAAUGCAGCAUUUAGGGUUCUAAUCUUGGCUCUGCCAUUGAUUAGUUAUAUGACUUUAGGCAAUUUCUUUGAUCCCUUGAGAGCUCAGUUUUUUCAUGGGCAAAAAUUGGAGAUGAUACCUCCCCUAUCUUAUUGAUUUAUUAUGAAACAAAAAUGAUGAACUAUAUGGAAGUACUUUAUAAACUGAAAAGCCAAACAUUGUUAUUGAUGGUGUGAUAUAGGAAAAAGCUCAUAGGAUCAAAAAUCUGGGACUGGAAAGGACCUCAGAAGCCAUCUAAUUCAGUUUUCUCAUUGUCUUAUAGUUGAGGAAAAUGAGGCUGUGAUUUGCCCGAGGUCACAGAAGUAUCAACUGCCAGAGGAAGAAUCUGAUCUGGGUUCUCUGGUUCUAGGGCAAGUACUUGUAUCAAAGUAUCAGCAGAAAAGCAUUAGUUUGUUCUUAGGCUGUCAGUCUUGAUGGAUCAUGAAGGAAAUUAAAGAGUAAUCUUUUGUCUUCAGACACCCCCUCCCCCUCCCCCUCCCUCUCCCCCAAGUUCUUCUGCCAUGUCUCAGUGCCUUGCAAAUAUUUUGUGUUUGAUAAAUGUCAAUAUUGCAGUAUUUCCUGUUAUCAAGAUGAUCAAUCAAUGAAUAAGGAUAGCAUCCUAUAUUCUGAAAGCUAUUCUUGCCUCAUUCCAACAGAAUGUCAAAGUAGAAAGUGAUGAGAAGGGCAACUCUUAUGUGACCGACCUCUUUCAUACUUUCAAGCGUGGUAGUUAGUCUCAACCAAAAAGAACAACUCUCUAUUCAAUGCAAAUGCCUUAUCUGCAGGACUCUGGCAGUUUAAUGUUCACCUGGGCCUUUGGGCUGAUUCCAAUGGGAAGACCAUUUAGGAAAGGAAGGAAGUCUGUUUGAAUGAGGGAAAUUGUCUCUGCUGGAUUAGAAUAGAAAGGCUAUGUCUCUUUGGCUGUUUUAAAUCAAUUUUCUAUGUUCAGGCCAACACAGUCUGUCUUUAUAUUUGCCAUCUUGUUUGGGGAACUGAAGCUGACAUGAUUUAAUAAAUAAGGCUCUAGUAAGGGCAAAAUAAAUGACCUGAAGUCAGAGGGGAUUGAUCUGCUCUAAACUAUUUGGGCACCCAUAAAAAGCACCCCUUUUCUCAUGCUAUCAUUGGAUCUCUUGGGAUAUUUCAGAAACCAGAGCAUAAGGGUCUCUACUUGUACUGUACUCUGCUUGUAGGUCAAAAGUUUGUAGCACUAACUAUACUAGAAGUAACAUGACUGUAUUAAGGUAAAAUAGAACCAGUGCAGAAACUAUCAUUAUUACUUCAUUGGAAUUACUCAUAGUACAAAGCACUUAAGUUCAAUAAAUGAUGCUAGUGAGACAUAAUGGAGUAAUAAAAAAAGAGCACUGGAAUUGGGGUCCAAAGUUUCCCGAGUUCUGUGUGAACCAGAGCAAGAUGUGAGCUAAGGGGCAGGGACCUGGACUUAGUCCCUUCCUUUGAUGAUCUGAUUGAUUUAAUGGGAUUUCAAAGCAAUUCCUGUUGCUGGGCAAAGCACUAGGAUCUUCACUAGCUUAGGGAAAAGAUUUUAUGACAAGAGUUGAGCCAGGCUUGGAAUGAAGGAUGUAUGGUAUAAUGGCAAGACUACUAGAACUGGAAGACCUGGACUGAAGUCUGAUUGUUCCAUUGACCUGUGUGAACUUGGACCAGUCAGGAAAAUUAUAAAUGCAAAUUGUAAUAUUGUACUUUAAGGUUUGGAAAACACUUUAUAUGUUUUAUUAUAACUAUUUACAUAGUACUUUAUAUAUGCAUGCUAUCAUCCGAUCUUCAUAAUUCCAUCAGUCAUUAAAAGGAUCAUUAUUCUCAUUUUAUAGAGGACACGGAGGAGCAGGUGAAGUGACUUUCCCAUGGUCAUAGAACUAGGGAAUGUGGUACAGUGGAAGGUGCAUUGGUUCUAGAGUCAGAGAACCAAGGUUCAUAUCCCAGAACUGCUGCUUCCUUACCUCUGUGAGCCUGAGCAAAUCAAUUCACUUUUCGGUUUCCUCCUCUAAAAACAAGGGAUUUGUACUCAAGACUUCCAGUUCUCGAUUUAUAAGUUUUGUCAGAAAUGGGUUUGCAAAGUUGUAAUGACUUGGGGUAAGAAAUCACAAUGCCAGGAUUUGAAUCCAGGGUUUUUGACUUCAAACCCAGACUCGUUCUUAGGAGGACUUACCAGAGACCUCUCUGGUUCUCACUUAUAAAACGAGGCAACAGAUGAUCUCUAAGACGCUUUCUAGUUUUGCCCCCUAUGAAUGCUCGGACAGGUAGGGGGAGAGGAAGACAAAACGUUUUUUCCCAGGUGAGAUAAGGGUUGAAGAGCUAUGGACUUUUUGGCUACGUACGGCUAAGAACGCGGGUUCGAAACCAGCUCUGCUUGAGGAAGUGACGACCUCAGUGGGUCUCAAGUUUCCUCAUCUGUAAAACGAAGGGGCUGGCGACUCGGAUUUGGCCAGGUCCCUCGGGAUGACGCCCCACCAUGACGGCGGGCGGGGAUCUUCGGUUCUUUCGCGUCUCCCUGUCUCGGGCAGCAGGGCUGAGAGGACGAUACCCAAAGAAUGUGGGAUUCGUUACUCUGUUCUCCCACAGGAGACCCCGACAGGUUGGAGUGGGACGGCCAGAGUACAGCCGCCGGCCAGAACUUCCCUUCUGUUCCCUUCCCUCCCUUCCUCCUUCCGCGAGCCCAGUUCGAACGAUAACGGCCGCGGGGCGUCGCCGGAAGUGGCGUAAGGACCGGAUAUCCGGUUCCCCAAGCGCUACGGAAGGUGACGGACGGGGCCUCCGCCCAGCAGUAGAAACAUCAGCAGCACCCCCGGCUAGAGCAACCUCUCCCCCCGCCUCGGUCCCUGUCCCCGGAGCCGGAGCCUCGAUCCUGUGUGAGUAACUCCGGGCCCAGUCCCCACUCCCGCCGCCGCCAUGGGCUGCACGCUGAGCGCCGAGGACAAGGCGGCGGUGGAGCGGAGCAAGAUGAUCGACCGCAACUUAAGGGAAGACGGGGAAAAGGCUGCCAAGGAGGUGAAGCUGCUGCUUCUCGGUGCUGGUGAAUCUGGUAAAAGCACUAUUGUGAAACAAAUGAAAAUCAUUCAUGAAGAUGGGUAUUCUGAGGAAGAAUGCAAGCAGUAUAAAGUAGUUGUUUAUAGCAACACUAUCCAGUCCAUCAUUGCAAUUAUAAGAGCCAUGGGACGACUAAAGAUUGACUUUGGGGAAGCUGCCAGAGCGGAUGAUGCUCGGCAAUUGUUUGUUUUAGCUGGUAGUGCUGAAGAAGGGGUCAUGACUCCAGAAUUAGCAGGAGUAAUUAAACGGUUAUGGCGAGAUGGUGGAGUGCAAGCCUGCUUCAGUAGAUCAAGGGAAUAUCAGCUCAAUGAUUCUGCCUCAUAUUACCUAAAUGACUUGGAUAGAAUAUCCCAAACCAGCUAUAUUCCAACUCAACAAGAUGUCCUACGGACAAGAGUGAAAACCACAGGCAUAGUUGAGACCCAUUUCACUUUCAAAGACCUGUAUUUCAAGAUGUUUGAUGUAGGUGGUCAGCGUUCAGAACGAAAAAAGUGGAUUCACUGCUUUGAAGGUGUGACAGCGAUCAUCUUCUGUGUGGCCCUCAGUGAUUAUGACCUUGUCUUAGCUGAGGAUGAAGAAAUGAACCGAAUGCAUGAAAGUAUGAAAUUGUUUGACAGCAUUUGUAACAACAAAUGGUUUACAGACACUUCUAUCAUUCUCUUCCUUAACAAGAAAGACCUUUUUGAGGAGAAGAUAAGAAGGAGCCCCCUAACUAUCUGCUACCCAGAGUAUACAGGUUCUAAUACAUAUGAGGAGGCAGCUGCAUACAUUCAGUGCCAGUUUGAAGAUCUAAACCGAAGAAAAGACACCAAGGAGAUCUAUACCCACUUCACUUGUGCCACCGACACCAAAAAUGUGCAGUUUGUUUUUGAUGCUGUUACAGACGUCAUCAUUAAAAACAACUUAAAGGAAUGUGGACUUUAUUAAGCGGGAUGGAUAUUCAUAAAGGGAUUAUGGUGUGGAGUGUGAGAACCAGACUUCUUUUGCUGCCUGCUGGGGCAGCUGUGCAAGCAUGAAAGGGACCAGAACAGGAAUGACAGCAGCAUGCAGAAUCUUCACAUUCUCUAGCACAAUCUUCUGGAAUAGGGAUCUCUUAAUUGACAUGAGAUGCUAAAGUCAGUCAUUGGAAGUGAAGCAGCUCUAAAGUUGACUUGAUCAUCACAACAUGAGGGUUUCAAAAUCUCAGGCGUGUGUAGCUGAUGUAAAUUUGAGGUGCUGCGUUCCACAACUUCAAUAUGUAGCUUAUUCCUGUUUCUUUUUCUUUUUAACAAACCACCACUAGUCCGUUUUAAAAGUUUUUUUCAUCUAAAAAGUAUAACUUUACUAAAUUUUAUUUCCUUGUUUGCAGAAGAAACUUUAUUAAAAAACAAAACAAAAUCACACACACAAAAAAAACCAAACCACUUAACUAUGCACAUGAUAGGACCAGAUCAUUCUGAAAGUAUUCCUCUUAGUAGGAACUCUUUGUUUAAUUCUUGGUGUGGUCAGAAUUGACCAUUACUGCAACUGAAGGUCGUUUGGAGUUCUUGUGGCCAUGAUGGCUUUUUUGAAUGAAGCGUGUGUUUCCAUCCUGUUCCCAAGGACCACAAUAAUUUCUAAAAGGAAAUAAUAUGAAGAUUUCUGCAGUAGGAUAUAGCUCUUUUUUUUUUUUUUAAGCUUAUGGUUGAGGGUUGACCUGGUUUAUGCUGAUUACCAAAUUACUACUUUCCAGAUUGAGACUGUUGUAGUAUGCAAAAGCCAGCUUCUUGGGCAAAGGCACACCCUGGACAGCUGCUGAUUAAAGAGACAAAUUGCUAAAUUCCAAACUGGAUGAGAGACUUUGUUGCUACACAUCUACUAAAUUGACCACUUUGAUUCUUGUGUAUUUGUCUUAAGUCAAUGGGGGAGUUUUGUAAAAGGUACACCUUGUUUUUCAUUUGUCAUGGCCUUUUUUUCUGUUAAGAGACAUCCAAUCUAUAUUAACAGUGCAUGCCUUUGCUUUGUCAAUGUGGUGCCAAAUCUCUGUUUGCCAUUGUUUUUACUGUAGUAAUGUUAAUUCUAGUAAACUUGAGUCAGUAUCUUCUUUUGCUGAAAUUGCAAUUUGGGACUCUCCCCCAGCCCCAACCCUAUUUUGUCAAUCUGUACAGAUUCCCAUCUGUUAUAGUUGUCAGCAGUAUUAAAAUGGUGAGUAAAGAGUCUAGCUUUGCUCCUGAUGUAUAACAAA
Monodelphis domestica (gray short-tailed opossum) is the source of this 5610-nucleotide messenger RNA. RefSeq names its product G protein subunit alpha i3 (gene GNAI3). Gene Ontology annotation, biological process: G protein-coupled dopamine receptor signaling pathway; adenylate cyclase-modulating G protein-coupled receptor signaling pathway. The record is from RefSeq and is a predicted model, not a curated record. Gene Ontology annotation, molecular function: G protein-coupled receptor binding; G-protein beta/gamma-subunit complex binding; GTPase activity. Gene Ontology annotation, cellular component: heterotrimeric G-protein complex; cytoplasm. NCBI's taxonomy places the organism in Eukaryota, Metazoa, Chordata, Mammalia, Didelphimorphia, Didelphidae.